Molecule: messenger RNA, 1820 nt
Organism: Pseudoliparis swirei
Lineage: Eukaryota; Metazoa; Chordata; Actinopteri; Perciformes; Liparidae
Gene: necab1
Product: N-terminal EF-hand calcium binding protein 1
Exons: 13
Coding region: 137-1177 (346 amino acids)
Biological process (GO): regulation of amyloid precursor protein biosynthetic process
Cellular component (GO): cytoplasm
Molecular function (GO): calcium ion binding
Source: RefSeq, a predicted model, not a curated record
AUUCCGACUGAUUUGACCGCGCGAGAGCUCUGGAGCGCGUGAAGCAGUCACUCUUUCUGACCACUGCUUUGAUCAGAUAAGAGGUUGAAGCCCACACAUUCCUCAGCAGUUCGCAACUGAAGCUACAUUUUGAAAGAUGGAUUGUUCAGAGGAGGUUCAGUCUGUGUCUGAGGAGCCCAUAGCGCAAAUGGAGCUGAAAAAAGGAAUGUCGAUUUUCAUAGAUAUUUUACGGAGAGCUGAUAAAAACGAUGAUGGAAAGCUGUCCUUUGAGGAGUUCAAAGCCUACUUCUCUGACGGAGUCUUGACAGCUGAGGAAUUAAAAGAGCUCUUCCACACAAUUGACACUCAUAACACAGACAAUGUGGACACUGAUGAACUCUGUGAGUAUUUCUCCCAGCACCUCUGUGAAUAUGAGAAUGUUCUCGCUGCCUUAGAAGACCUGAAUAUGUCCAUACUGAAGUCAAUGGACAAAACCAAGAAGGAUUAUCAGGAGUCCACCCACUUGGAGCAGUUUGUGACCCGCUUCUUGCUGAAGGAGACAACCAAUCAGCUACAUUCACUUCAAAGCUCUCUGGAGUGUGCCAUGGAAACCACCGCUGAGCAGACUCGCCAGGAGAAGCAGGGCCUGCUGAAGCCAGAGGUGUUGUCCAUCCAGUGGUCAGGCCGUCGCUCCCAUCGCAGGCUCCAGAGGAACAGCAGCCUCUCUCCGAACAACCCUCUCCUCAGUCUCGUCAAUUCAGGUUUUUAUGAAGAAGACAGCCAGUGGAUGAUCCAGGUCAACCGACUGCAGAGGCUCAUCGACCGUCUCGAAAAGAAGGAGAUCCGUCUGGAGCCCGUGGAAGAGGAGGUCUUGGAGAGCAAAUCGCACAUCCUCAUAGUCCAGAGGCAGCUCUCGGUGCUGGAGGAGGAGCUGGAGGAGUUCCGCGUGGCUCUCAGACAGUACAUGGAUUGUGCCUGCGUCCAGACUGGAUGUCUACACGUCGCAGUGCAGCGGCUGGCCAAUGAAUCACGCUUCAUUCUCUAUGAAUUCUGGGAGCAUAACAACGUGUGGAAGAAUCACCUGCAGACCAACUACAGUAAGACCUUCCAGAGGGGCAACGUGGACUACCUGGAAACCCCUGAGAGCAUAACCACCAUGCUGGUUCCUGCUUCAUGGUGGGUCCUCAACAACAACUGAACGUGCACGAGCAACCUUCACAGAUCAUCACUGACGGGUGCCGAGAGCUACCUGUCAACACACCCGGAAGUGCAUAGCAGCACACAUACAAACACACAUGCACGCACGCACGCACACACACACACACAUGCACACACACACACACACACACACGCACGCACACACAUGCAUUAACUCAAUACAAAUCUUGUGAAGUCGUGGUGAUUAGUAGUUAAGACUUCCAUGUCCCAUCAUAGUAAUAGGUGGUAGUCUGAAAUAGUCCACACGUAUGUGUUUGUUUACACUCAUAGACGACGCUCUGACGUCCUAAAAGCAAUAACCUCAUCAGACGGAGACCCAUCUGAUGAUCUGACAUCAUCACUGUGUUUUAACUGACAUCAUCUGCAGCCCGGAGUAGAUCAUGAGGACGGAAGCGAGCGGUGUGUGUUUGUGUGUGUGUGUGUGUGUGUGUGUGUGUGUGUGUGUGUGUGUGUGUGAGAAAGGGGGGGGAGAUAGAGGGAGAGAAAGAGAGAGGGAAGGACAUAUACUUAUAUCAAUUGUAGCAGCUCCGGCGAGCUCAUUAAAACAUAAUUAUGUUGUGUCUGUAUUCAAUGUGUACAAUAAGAUAAGCAUAAAUAAAGACAAUAUAUUGUUGUGUAUCAUG